AUGAUGCAAGCCUGCAUUCGCCACUCUAAUUUUAUGCAGAGACGCCGUGGCAUCGAACUUUGGACCAUAUUUGUGGCUGCUAAACGUUAUAGGAGUGAAGACGGUAGAAAAUCAUUCGCCGAGGGGAUGAAAAGAAGGAUUUUUUCUUUUCUAAAAAACAAUGAAUCGGGUUUAAGCUCUUAUCGGCCUAUUGGUUCGACCAAUGUUUCGGAAUCAUACACGAAGUUAUCUAAAAUUGUAAGCAAAAAAUCGAAUGAUUUACUCGAGUCCUCCAAGCCCAUGGCGUCCUCUCUUCUCGCCAAGACCAAGGAAGCUUCCAUUCACUCGCUCCAACAGAGCAAGGAAGUAGCGGCCUCACAAUUAUCCAAAACGAGCUCUUCCUUGGCAACCAAGGUGAAACAAGGAAUUGAUUCAGCGGCAGCAACCGCGAAACAAAAGUCAUCGGAAGCAUCUGCAGUGGCCAAAGAAAGAACAAAGGCCAUAUUGAGCUCCACUGCUUCCUCGUUCUCGAAUGGUGUGCGCUCGUCUAUUUCCAACAUCACUAAACCUUUUCGAAGGAUGUGGACAAAGUUGGUGCAACACAUGCGUGGAACUAAAGUUUUGAGAUUGCUAUGGUGGUGGUCCCUCGCUGCCGUCGGCGUAUAUGGCGUUUCCACAACUGUACCUAAGGAGCUCAUUCGACAGGGCUUUUUAUAUCGGAGCAAAAAUGAAGAUGAUGAUUAG
This is a messenger RNA of Phaeodactylum tricornutum CCAP 1055/1, 723 nucleotides long. RefSeq lists its product with no specific name. The record is from RefSeq and is a predicted model, not a curated record. The transcript has a single exon. Bases 1 to 723 code for a protein of 240 amino acids. NCBI's taxonomy places the organism in Eukaryota, Bacillariophyta, Bacillariophyceae, Surirellales, Neidiaceae.